AUGGUAGCCGAUACCUACAAUAAGGAACCCAAGAUAUCCACAGCAAAUAAUUUUCAAAAAAAACCUUUAACAAUUACAAAAAUGACGGAAGUUGAAAAUGGCGUACAAAAUGAAAAUGAAAUCCAUACAGAGGACAAAAAAUGGAUUAAUCACAAACAGGAGGUGAAGUGGAUAAAUGUCGCAAUUCUUUUUCUCUUACAUGGAGGUUUCCUGUAUUCGUUGUUUAAUUUUAAUUGGUUUGAAAAUUGGAAGACAAUCAUUUGGAUUUUCGUCGGGAUUUAUACAUUACACUCAAUCGGUGUGAACGGUGCUAUUCAUCGUCAUUGGACUCACCAAUCGUUUAAAGCAAAUUGGCCGCUCAGAGUUAUAUUUCUUAUUUGCUACUGCAUAGCUGGCCAGAACAAUCCUUUUGAGUGGGUGCGAGAUCAUCGAGUACACCAUAAGUACACAGACACAGACGCGGAUCCACACAAUAGCAACCGAGGAUUCUUUUUCUCUCAUGUCGGCUGGCUGAUGAUGAAAAAGCAUCCAGAGGUGAUACAAAAAGGUCGUCAGAUUGAUAUGAGUGACGUAAUGGCGGAUCCCAUUUUCAUAUUCGGUUGCAAACAUUUCUUGAUAUUAAAGAUUGUUUUCGCUUUCUUGCUACCGAUUUCAAUACCCGUGUACGCAUGGAACGAGAUCUGGUCCAGGGUCGUUAUGUCACAGAUUUUUCGUUACGUACUUUUGCAUUUCACGUGGAUCGUUAACAGUGCAGCUCACAUGUUCGGUUCGAAGCCAUACGAUGCAGAAAUCAAUCCGUCGGAGAACAGACUCGUGGCGUUUUUGGCAUGUGGCGAGGGUUGGCACAAUUAUCAUCAUGUGUUCCCAUGGGACUACAAGGCGGCUGAAUUAGGCGAUUAUAAAUUGAAUAUCACCACGAUGUACAUUGACCUAUUCGCGAAGAUCGGCUGGGCAUACGAUCUCAAGCAACCAUCAAUGGAUCUCGUGAAAGCUGUAUUUGCGAAAAAAGGAGACAGGAGUCAUUGGAGUAUUGUAUCGAAUGCAAACAAUAAAACUGAGUAA
Messenger RNA from Linepithema humile (Argentine ant), 1062 nucleotides. NCBI's taxonomy places the organism in Eukaryota, Metazoa, Arthropoda, Insecta, Hymenoptera, Formicidae. The record is from RefSeq and is a predicted model, not a curated record.